ACUUGCGACUACGACCGACUAGCGAAAUUUCUUUAUUUACAUAGCCGAUAUAUUUAGUUUUUACAUGAUUCAAAUUCUUUACGUAACCUCUGUUAUCUAAUACUUUUACUUUAUUUUGAGCGGUAGUAUGGCUCCGCACACUGGUUCUUUAUUGUGAAAUUAAAGUAAUUAAAUUCGGAACUAUUUAUCUCUUCAAGUAAUUGUUGUGUUAGUUAUCUCUGAUAGAUAAAACUGAUUUGAUAACCUAUCGUCACACCAGGGGUCACCAAUUUAAGUUUAUCGUCUGUAACAUAAGCAUGUAUAACAGUUAUAUUAUAGCCUAUUAAUUUAAUACGACACAAUCAGUAUCGGGUUCGCCUUUCAGUGGAACUCACAUCUUUGUUUAUAAAUUGCCGUGCCGAGUGCUAUCGAUUCAUUGGACCAUUCGCGUGAAGGACCUCGCGACCGGUUUGUGUUGUGCAUCUCGUGUGUAAUAUUGUGCUCAAUAAUUAUAUAUCAAGACUUACAUAAUUUUCUACAUUUUAAUCAGUGUAUUUUGCGAGAUUUGUUGCGCUGCGCAACAACGGUGACGUUUAUAUAGUAGUUCAAUUGAUUACCGACCUCGACCAUGUCUCAAAUAAAGUUGAUAAGCCGCGCUAGUCGCGUUUUGUCCGGCGCAGCAGUGCGGUCGGAGCUCAGCGAGGCAGUCUCUGUUCAGUCGCAACCACGACACACCACUAUCCGAACCAUGGCUAGCACACAGAACAAAACCCUCACAUUAGAAACACUAAAUCCCAACAUCAAGAAAUUGGAAUAUGCCGUGCGCGGACCUCUCGUCGCUCGAGCCGGUGAAAUCGAAAAGGAGCUAGAAAAGGGCGCACAGAAACCGUUCAAGCGCGUCAUCAAGGCUAACAUCGGAGAUGCGCACGCUAUGGGGCAGCAGCCCAUCACCUUCAUCAGACAGGUGUUGGCUUGCGUGGUACAACCCGAGCUGAUCAAGACGGAUCAGUUCCCCGCCGACGUGAAGCAGAGGGCGCAGACCAUCCUAGAUGCUUGCGGCGGUAGCUCCGUGGGGUCGUACACGAUGUCGCACGGCAUCGAGCUGAUCCGGCGCCACGUGGCGGAGUACAUCGAGCGGCGCGACGGCCACGCGGCGCGCUGGCAGGACAUCGUGCUCACCGGCGGCGCCUCCAACGGCAUCAAGAACUGCCUGCAGCUGCUCUGCAACCAGGUCGGCGGGAAGGACUCCGGCGUGCUGAUCCCGAUCCCGCAGUACCCGCUGUACUCGGCGUCGCUGGCGGAGUACGGGCUGGCGCAGGUGGGCUACUACCUCAACGAGGACGCCAACUGGGCGCUCGACGUGGCCGAGCUCGAGCGCGCCUACAGCGAGGGGAGUCGCGACCACGCCGUGCGGGCCAUCGUCGUCAUCAACCCCGGGAACCCCACUGGACAGGUGUUGACCCGCGCGAACAUCGAGGGCAUCAUCAAGUUCGCGCACAAGCACAGCCUGUUCGUGUUCGCGGACGAGGUCUACCAGGACAACGUCUACGACAAGGACAGCAAGUUCUUCUCAUUCAAGAAGGUGAUGACGGAGAUGGGUGCCCCGUACAACACGGUGGAGCUGGCGUCGUUCAUGUCCAUCAGCAAGGGCUACAUGGGCGAGUGCGGGCUGCGCGGCGGCUGGAUGGAGCUCUGCAACCUCGACCCCGACGUGCAGGCCAACCUCUACAAGGCCAUCUCCGCCAUGCUCUGCCCCACCACGCUCGGCCAGACUGCCGUGGAUUGCGUCGCUCGUCCGCCCGUGGCCGGCGAGCCGUCGUACGAGCUGUGGCUGAAGGAGAAGACAGCCGUGCUGCAGUCGCUGGACAAGCGAGCCAAGAUGAUCGUCGACACCUUCAACAGCAUGGAGGGCUUCUCCUGUAAUGUUGUACAGGGUGCAAUGUACGCGUUCCCGAGCAUCCACCUGCCGCCCAAGGCCAUCGAGGCGGCCAAGGCGGCCAACCAGCUGCCCGACGUCUUCUACGCCUUCAAACUGCUGGAGGAGACAGGUAUCUGCGUGGUCCCGGGGUCCGGGUUCGGGCAGCGUCCCGGCACGUACCACUUCCGCACCACCAUCCUGCCGCAGCCGCAGCUGCUGCAGGAGAUGCUGGACAUCUUCCAGGCCUUCCACCAGAAGUUCACCAAGGAGUACGCGUAACUGCGCCGAGCAGCAUCACGCCGCGGUCGGCAUCACUCUGCAGUGAUAGUCACCGCACUCAAUGUAUUACCUAUUGUGAUUCGUUUGUAGCUGCGAUGUAGGGAAAUCAUUUUAUACUUAAGGUUAGCUUCCAAUCAAUGGACUGCAGCUAAGUACCAUUGCAACAUGAGACGAAUGCCAUUCAAUCGUUUUAACUGGCUUUGUAUGGAAAACAUUUAUAGCUAAGCCGUCAAUAGGUUCUGUAUUAAAUAUUUUAUGCUUUUAUAGUUCGGCCGCUCAGAGAAUGCGUUUCUGACACAUCGCGAUUGAACUGACGAGGUAACUUUGUAAUGGCGUUGCAGUACGAUAAAAAUAUUUUUGCUGGUUGUUUAUCGUUUUAACAAUUGUUGAGCAUUAAAACAACAUUAUUAUAUCAAUAAUAAUCAAUGAAUGUUGUAAUUUUGUGCCAAAUUGAGUGUCAAAUAACUUGGUAAACAAUAUUUUUCUAAAUCUAUACUGCGCUAUUACAAGGUUAUGUCAGCGCUUUAUAUUUGUAGUGCUGUGCUAAAAAUAACAGGCAAGUAUCGUAAUCUGUUCUGGUUGAUGGUUCUUAUACAGUUAUACUUAUAAUAUAAAAUAAUACGUUUUGUUUUUCUUUUUAAGAAUUUGAAAAUAAUGGACUAUAGGAUAACUUUUAUGAAAUAUAAAAAUAAAACCAUGAUCAAACUGAACGCGCGAAAGCAAGUAGCAUUUUUAUAUUUAGGUUGAAAAUGGUAACCCCAAAUGGCAUCAUGGGCCGUCAUUUUGUGACGCUGAAUAGUCAUUUGUUGUCGUUUCGUGCGCUAAGACUAAGUGCCCU
Messenger RNA from Helicoverpa armigera (cotton bollworm), 3014 nucleotides. Its product is annotated as alanine aminotransferase 1. NCBI's taxonomy places the organism in Eukaryota, Metazoa, Arthropoda, Insecta, Lepidoptera, Noctuidae. The transcript is spliced from 10 exons. The coding region runs from base 608 to 2176 and encodes 522 amino acids. The record is from RefSeq and is a predicted model, not a curated record. Gene Ontology annotation, biological process: biosynthetic process. Gene Ontology annotation, molecular function: L-alanine:2-oxoglutarate transaminase activity; pyridoxal phosphate binding.